Neocloeon triangulifer is the source of this 1273-nucleotide messenger RNA. RefSeq lists its product as uncharacterized. The record is from RefSeq and is a predicted model, not a curated record. NCBI's taxonomy places the organism in Eukaryota, Metazoa, Arthropoda, Insecta, Ephemeroptera, Baetidae. The transcript is spliced from 4 exons. The coding region runs from base 83 to 964 and encodes 293 amino acids.
CGCAACAAUAAAUCGCAAAGUAGAAUUUAUUCGACUUUAUUCUUGAAAAUAAUGUAACAAUAUCAAUUGGCGCGAACCGAAUAUGGUGAUUUCAUCUUUGAAAAAAAUUUUCCUCUCUAUCAUCAUCAGCUUGAUUCUAGUGGAGUGGACGGCAAGUAGAGUUGCAGGGUUUUGUGAUUCUACAAUAUUGACAAAUGGCAAUGACGAACGUUUGCAAUGUCAUGUCAAAAAAGGCCGGGAAAAUUAUAAUACAGGUGAUGUAAGGGAAUGCAAAUGUAAUGGAGGUGAUUGCAACGAGUUGCCACACGCCAGUUUUGUGUGUAGCGCAGAUUCAAACUGGUAUUUUGAAGACAAUAAUUCAACUUCAGAAUAUUGGGGAGUUGAAUGCAAGGAUGAGAAAAGCUGCCCCAGGUGUUUCAUCCCUAAAUCUGAUUUUUCCAAUUGCUACAAAGUAAAGGGUUUUUCCAAUUAUUUUGCUUGUGUAUGCAAACACAACCAAAGAGAAUACACCAUGACGUGCCAACACGAUGGACACCUUCACAUAUGGAGCCCUGUGGCACAUACAAAAUGCGAAAAACCGAAGGUUACGAAAAAUAAUUUUCUGAAAGAGACAACCUCAACCUUUACAACAGGAAAAGUUAAUUUUCUGAAAGAGACAACCUCAACCUUUACAACAGGAAAAGUUAAUUUUCUGAAAGAGACAACCUCAACCUUUACAACAGGAAAAGUGGAAAACCCAUCUUCUACUCAUGCAUCAAACAUGGUUGAUAACAACCAAUCAGCAAAUUCUGAUGUAAACCAGGCUAAUUGCAAUUGGAACACAAUUUUAACCGCUUUAAGUUCCGCAGUCAUCUUUUUAGCAGUAAUGGUAAUUUUGGUUGUCCUCAAUUUCAUCCGUUUUUAUUUGAAAGAGUCUCAAAAGAUGAACACAAUUAAGGAAAAUGCUAUAAUUUCUCCAACUUAAAGUUUGCAAGGAAAGAUAUAAACUAAAUAACGCUGGAUGCUUUUAAUAAAUAACUUCGUUCAAGUUUUUUCUUUUUUGUAUAAUUCUAAUCUAGGUUAUUUAACAUCGCAUAUUGGAAGGAAAAAUUCAAUACUGUUUUAUCUGCAUAAAUAGUUAUCUCUUGCAUUUACAUUUGUAUAUAAAAAAUUAUUACAAUUUUCAAUUUAAAUAUCAUCACGUUAAUUAAAAACAAUUUCAUACGCAUUAAAAAUUUCAAAUUUUGGUGAAAACGCUUUUUUUUACAAAUAUUGUCUUUAAAUCAUUAAUAAG